GCCGGAAGGGGGUGGCCGCCAGCUGGGCUCCGCCCCGGGGCCGCCUCCCAGCGGGUUCCGUUGGCCGUGGCUGCAGCUGAGGCUGCGGCGGCGGCGGUGGCCGCGGGGCGGGAGUAAGAUGGCGACUGCAGCGGCCGGAUCUCUGGGCCUGCUGUGGGGCUGGCUGUGGAGUGAGCGCUUCUGGCUGCCUCAGAACGUAAGCUGGACCGACCUGGAGGGCCCGGGCGACGGCUACGGCUACCCGCGCGCCCGGCACAUGCUGUCGGUGUUCCCGCUGGCAGCGGGUAUCUUCUCCGUGAGGCUGCUCUUCGAGCGGUUUGUUGCUAAACCCUGUGCACUCCAUGUUGGCAUUGAGGACAGUGGUCCUUAUCCGGCCCAACCCAAUGCCAUCCUUGAACAGGUGUUCAUAUCUAUCACUAAAUAUCCUGAUGAGAAAAGGCUAGAGGGCCUGUCAAAGCAACUGGACUGGGAUGUCCGAAAAAUCCAAUGCUGGUUUCGCCGUCGGAGGAAUCAAGACAAGCCCCCAACGCUCACUAAGUUCUGCGAAAGCAUGUGGAGAUUCACCUUUUAUUUAUGUAUAUUCUGCUACGGAAUUAGAUUUCUCUGGUUGUCUCCUUGGUUCUGGGACACCCGACAGUGCUGGAACAACUAUCCGUAUCAGCCUCUCUCAAGAGAGCUUUCUUUCUAUUAUAUCAUGGAAUUGGCCUUCUAUUGGUCUCUUAUGUUUUCUCAAUUUACAGACAUUAAAAGAAAGGACUUUCUGAUCAUGUUUGUACAUCACUUGGCCACCAUUGGGCUUAUUACCUUCUCCUACAUAAACAACAUGGUUCGGGUGGGAACGCUGGUCAUGUGUCUACAUGAUGCCUCAGACUUCUUGCUGGAAGCUGCCAAGCUGGCAAAUUAUGCCAAGUAUCAGAGGCUCUGUGACACCCUUUUUGUGAUCUUCGGUGUAGUUUUUAUGGUCACUCGCCUAGGACUCUACCCAUUCUGGAUUCUGAACACAACCCUCUUUGAGAGUUGGGAGAUAAUUGGACCAUAUCCCUCCUGGUGGCUCUUCAAUGGCCUUCUCCUGAUCCUGCAGGUUCUGCACAUCAUCUGGUCCUAUCUAAUUGCACGAAUUGCUUUCAAAGCCUUGAUCCGAGGAAAGGUGACCUAUCCAGGAGGAUUAGACCCAGACUCUGUACUCUCCACUCUUUUCUCACCUCCUUCCUUUUUUCUAUGCCUGGUGGGAGCUGGACAGUUUCAUCUCUUGCAUGUGUCUAAAGAUGAUCGCAGUGAUGUGGAGAGCAGCUCAGAGGAAGAAGAUGAAACUACCUGCACAAAAAGCCCCUCUGGCAGUAGCUCUAGCAAUGGUGCCAAUUGGGUAAAUGGCCACAUGAGAGGCAGCUGCUGGGCUCAAGAGUAAGAUGGUUGGCAUGGGGACUUUAGCACAUUUGGACUUGUAGGGCUGCUGGCAACCUACUACUCUUGGGCUCCUCCACAUCUACACUCCUGUGACUAGAGGGGACUACAAGGCACUGAGGAGAAUCAAACAAACAAAUAUUUUCACUUUAAAAAAAAAAAGAAGAAAAAUUAUGCCAUUUUGUAUUUAAUGCCCUUCAGGUCCUUUCAUUAAUGUUAUUUGUUCAGAGAGAGAGAGAGAGAGUGAGAGUGUGUGUGUGUAUGCAUGUGUGUGUUUAUGCAUGUGCAUUUGUGCAUAUGCAUGAGUUUUAUCAUCUGGGUUGGGACAUGUUCUAGACUGGCGCCAGUAGGCCAUGCCUAGUCUCCUUUGAACCCACCUUAAUCCCAGAUUUGACUGCAUCUUGAAUUCUGCUGUUUCGGACUAUCUGCUGCUUUGUGGCCUGUGGCUCUUGAGACUUUGAAUUCCUGGACUCUGAAUAGAGCAGCCAGGUUCAGCUCCAGGUUUCUACACUGUUUUCUUUCAGAACAGGAAGGGAUUAUUUCAUAUUAUGAAGUUGUAUAGAAACAGAACCUUGGAUAGGCAGCCAGGAUAGUUGGCCCCUAGCUAGAUCUCCUUCCUGCCACCUGAUAGUGACAGGGACAACUGUUGAUACCCUGCUCUUUACUCAAUGGUACACAGGGAGGGCAGUGGGAUAGGGUGAGCUGAGGGCUGGAGGAGGACAACAGCCACUGGGUGCGCUGUUAACGGUUUUAUACUAUUGUUUACUCUUCUGUGAUUAAAGUGCUUCAACCAUCUACUGUCUCUACCUUUUUUCUUUUUUAUUUUUGGUGGUACUGGGGACUUUACCUCUUUUAUGACUCUUUCACUAAUUCCCCGAAUUCAUAAAGAUUUUUGUUUUUUAGAGACAGGGUCUUGCUAUCUAGCCCAGGCUGGCCUAGAACUCAUGAU
Messenger RNA from Castor canadensis (American beaver), 2350 nucleotides. It is a transcript of the gene Cers5, whose product is annotated as ceramide synthase 5. Gene Ontology annotation, biological process: ceramide biosynthetic process. Gene Ontology annotation, cellular component: membrane. NCBI's taxonomy places the organism in Eukaryota, Metazoa, Chordata, Mammalia, Rodentia, Castoridae. Gene Ontology annotation, molecular function: sphingosine N-acyltransferase activity; DNA binding. The record is from RefSeq and is a predicted model, not a curated record.